GCAACAGGCAGUUUGCCUAUAACUGUGCGUCACAUUGAAAGCAUGAUACGCAUGGCUGAAGCCCAUGCUCGCAUGCAUUUAAGGGAUUAUGUUCAAGAAGAUGAUGUAAAUAUGGCAAUCCGAAUGAUGUUGGAAAGUUUUGUGGAAACACAAAAAUACAGUGUGAUGAAAACUAUGAGAACA
Messenger RNA from Gryllus bimaculatus (two-spotted cricket), 183 nucleotides. NCBI's taxonomy places the organism in Eukaryota, Metazoa, Arthropoda, Insecta, Orthoptera, Gryllidae. The record is from the annotation of a GenBank genome assembly.